AUGGGCGAGCAGGAGUCGAGCAGAACAGUGUUCGUCUGUGAGACCUUCUGGCGACUGGUCUCCCUCGCUAUCAAUGUGGCCAUGGUUGUCGUAGGUUCCCUGUACGUCCACGACUGUCCAGUCCAGUACAUGAUCCCGGUGUACCUGAUCGUGUACGGGAUCUUCCUGCUGCUGCCCACCUUCACGGCACGGCACAAGACGGGAGCCGGGGAGGAGCCGCCCGACGUGCUGCAGUCCCCCGCACAGUGCUGCUUCCAGGGCGUCGUCGGCUGUUUCCUCAUCGUCUGGUUUAUCGGAGGAACCAGUUGGGUGUAUCCUGCCUUUCCUGUGGUGGACAUGUCCAACACCACCAGUUCUAACUACUGCCAACCCGUCCUGUACAACUUCGCCUUCACCGUGACCACAGCCACGUGGGUGGUGGCAGGCGUCGGGCUCGUCGCCUCGCUAUGUUACCUCGGCUAUACGCUGGUGCGUGGCGACCAAAAUACAUACAGCGAGGUCUAAAUUGUAUCUAUUAACGUAACUAUGCGAGAGUAAAUUUGAGUAAGUGAAUUGAAACAAAAGCAGCAAAAAAUAAUUAUGUUUCAUUUCUGAAGAAAAGUACCACAACAAUGAUUUUAUUAUUUUCUGACACUUAGAUGUUAAGAAUAUGCUGUGUACUAAUACACAUCUUUACAUAUGUAAACCUACGAAAAUAUUUUGGUGCACUGGUGCACCCACAGAAAGAAAAUUGGGUGCACAGCUCCAAAUUUGGGUGCACUAAGGUGCAAAUGUACCCAGUUUUUCGAGCUCUGCUUUCGUUAUUUAUAAUCAACAUCGUAGGCUUGCGUAGCUUUGAGUCAAAGUGUUUGAUCAUGAUACAUUUCUGAUAGGUUUCAGACCCUAUGUUGACUUAUUUUGUUUGCAUUUUAUAUUUACGUUUGAUACUUGGUAUUGUAUUGAUUUUGUAAAUAUGCAAUGUUGAGUAGACUUUUGACUUUGAUUUCUAAAUGGACUUAAACCUAUUAUAUAAUGUAAAUAAUAAAUUGAUGCGCAGAAUCAUCACAAAAUUAUCUAUAAGUUCAAGUAAACAAAUGAUUGAAAGUAUAAUUCAAUCUUAUCGAACGAUUUUGACUGUUAUUCUUAAUUAGCAGUUCAACCAAUGAUAGCAUUGUAAUUACUGUUCCACCAAUGACACAGUAGCAUGUCCGUAACAUAUUUGCAUUUACAUGUUUUUAGUUUGCAUUGCUAAUGCGAUGCCUCUCAAUAUUGCUAGGGGGCGUAGUAAGAACAGCAGGAGAUGAAUUGAAGCAUAAUUGUUAGAAGUCGUAGGUACCUUGGCCAGUAUGGUUUUCAUUAUUCUGAAUGAACGUUUAUCGCCAAGAUCAUAAAAUGUAUUUUGAAAACAUGAGAGUUGCCACAUUA
Molecule: messenger RNA, 1404 nt
Organism: Branchiostoma belcheri (Belcher's lancelet)
Lineage: Eukaryota; Metazoa; Chordata; Leptocardii; Amphioxiformes; Branchiostomatidae
Exons: 4
Coding region: 1-504 (167 amino acids)
Source: RefSeq, a predicted model, not a curated record